UACACGCGGAGAGCUGAGUUAAGCAGGUGCUGCUGUUUCAUUCACACACUUCCAAAAGCACUUGUGUUCACGUCCAGCUGGAAUUGCUGUAAUAUAGCACCUUUACUUCCAUCACUGCUACAACCAUUAGAGGUGUCUGCUUGAUAUACUGAAGACAGAAGAGAUGGACAGGAGGAUUGUGGGGAGGGGAGGAGUUAAAAGGAGCAAAUAUAUAGUGCCAUGCUUCCUGUUCGUAGAGCUGGUGAUCAUGGCAGGAACGGUUCUCCUGGCUUACUACUUUGAGUAUACGGACACGUUCCCGGUGCACGUUCAAGGAUUCUUCUGCUUCGAUAAAGCCUUCUCCAAGCCGUAUCCAGGACCUGAAGAUGACAGCAGAGCUCCUCCGGUGCUGGUGUAUUCGCUGGUCACCGCCAUCCCCACCGUCACCAUUCUGCUGGGGGAGCUCGCAUCCUUCUUCACUAAACCUGAGGCCAUGCAGGAGAAGACAAUUGUUACGGCUGACUGCUGCUAUUUCAACCCGCUGCUGAGACGCAUUGUCCGCUUCCUUGGUGUGUAUUCCUUUGGCCUCUUUACCACCACCAUCUUUGCCAAUGCAGGGCAGGUAGUGACAGGAAACCAGACACCUCAUUUCUUGUCUACCUGCCGUCCAAACUACACAGCACUAGGCUGCCAUUCACCGCUGCAGUACAUCACAGAGCGGCGAGCGUGCACCGGAAACCCUUACCUCAUCACCUCCGCCCGCAAAUCUUUCCCCUCCAAGGACGCAGCGCUGAGUAUGUACUCAGCUGUCUAUACAGUGAUGUAUAUAACUCUGGUAUGGAGGACUAAAGGCACAAGGCUGACCAAACCCACUCUCUGUCUGACUGUCCUCUCACUGGCUGUUCUGGUGGGCAUCGUGCGUGUAGCUGAGAACCGCAACCACUGGUCUGAUGCUCUAGCUGGAUAUCUCACCGGAGGAGCUAUCGCCGCUUUUCUGGUCACAUGUGUGAUCAAUAACUUCCAGCAGACCCAGCCUCAGCUGCCACCCUUACCGCCCCCUGUGCACCCUCCACGCCAGGAGCCCUCGCUCAACAUGCCCAUGGUGGCCAUGCCCUGCGUAGAGAGUCCACUCGAAAACAGGUUCCAGGGGUUUUGUACACAGGCAUCACAUGACCAUCAGCCAUACCUGGUCCCCGCCCCUCCCGAUGUGCUCAUCCACUCACGUCGCUCCAUCUCCUGCGCAGUCUAGACAUGCCUUCGGAAUAUUCUACCUGCGCUCGCCCUAGACCCUCUGUCACAAGAUCAUACUCCACUCAGGUCUAGAGGCUCCCCGUACUCACCUCUACUGCCCCCUACUGGCUGACAGAGACAAUGACAGCAAUAGCCACUCAUUUGAAUCGGGAUUAUUUUGUAAUGACAGCCUCAUGCUUGUCUGAAUCCUCAUAGUAUCUGUCUCUUAUCUUUUGGGUGGGUGUUUUGUAUUAUUUUUGCUAAAGGAAAGUGUUCCAACUGAUAAUAAUCUUCCAUCUCUGUAAAUUUGCAGUGUAUUUGCAUUAUUAAUGCCAGACAUUGACAUUCUGUGUACAUUCUAAAAAGAUUUUCUCAUCUAACAGCCAUACAGAAACUGUGAAAUUUAAGAUUUAAAUUAACAUCUACUGACAUUUAAGAGUGAAAGGAAGAAAAUCGAUUCUAUUUUUGGAAAUAUAGAUUGGUAGGAUGUAGCAAACUACUAUUAAGCAUAUUUGAAAGAUAAUAAAUAGAUUGUUAGCACUAUUUUUAUGGCUAAGUAUUGAAGUUAAGUAUCCAUGGAGCAAAAUAUUGCAUUAUUCAGAAAUAGGGUUAUAGAGAAUCAAUAGCUGUACAGAGACAGUUUUCAAGACUAUAAUAUAUUUAAUAACAUUUCAGCACCAGUUAGGUGGGAUGUGAAGGAGACAAAUAUGUACAGGAUUUAGCAAAUGUUUUAUAUCUUACAUUGUAUAAAAUGUGAAUGUUUUCCCUUGGGAUUUUCCUGCUAGAAUUAUUGACAGUUUAAGUCAAUUUAGUGAUAUAAUCCAGAACCAAAAAUACAGAGACUAAGGAAUCACCUCAGGUUUCAUCCUAAGGUAAAUGGGAUACAUCUUACCAACUGUCCGUGUCUCACAUAAGAUUAUAUAAUAUUUUGUAAAUAACUCUUUUUUUUUUUUUUUUUU
Molecule: messenger RNA, 2168 nt
Organism: Sinocyclocheilus anshuiensis
Lineage: Eukaryota; Metazoa; Chordata; Actinopteri; Cypriniformes; Cyprinidae
Gene: plppr2b
Product: phospholipid phosphatase related 2b
Exons: 8
Coding region: 164-1228 (354 amino acids)
Biological process (GO): phospholipid metabolic process; signal transduction; phospholipid dephosphorylation
Cellular component (GO): plasma membrane
Molecular function (GO): phosphatidate phosphatase activity
Source: RefSeq, a predicted model, not a curated record